UGCUCCUAUCCCGGCCAAGAUGGCGGCCAAGAUGGCGGUCAAGUAAAGGGAAAUGAAAGCAUUCAGCAUUUCUUUUGAUUUCUACCAUCUUUUCAUCUAGUUUGAGUCGUUUUUUAUGACAAAAUGGAUCACAAAACGCAGUUGAGAUCGCUUCUGGAUGAUUCACUGAAAAUUGAGGCAUUGGAAGUGGCAUUUUAUGGGUUUUUAAAGCCUAAAGAAAAUGAUGACAUUAAUGUGAGAAACUCAUUUAUUGAAUCAUUCAAGCCAUUCUGGGCCACUGUUCCACUGGCUUUAAAAGAUGAGGUCCUACUGGAUUUUGUGGCCUACAUUCACCAACAAAAUAGUUUGAGAAGAAUUGAAUUUUGCUUCGAUUUUUUAGCGAGCCUUGUUGAAAGCAAUGUGCUGUCAGCCAGGUCUGUCUGUGAAGUUGUACUCAAGUCAGAGCACCUGAAGUUUGAGAAAGAAAUCACUUGGUGCAAGACAUUUCAACUGGUUCACAAGAUUGUUGGCGGAACUGAUUACAAGGGAUGCCGUGGUGUUUUAAGCCUGGUAUUGAUCAAGUUUAACAGUAUUCCAAAAGAUCCUGAUCAAGCCUACUCGGAUCGUGUCAAUCAUGCAGUUAAGGUGCUUCAGUAUAUUCUUGAUCGUAAAGCUUGUCUCCUUCCAGCCUACUUUGUCAUCAGUGAGAUUUAUAAUCAUUAUCCUGAGAAUACAGAAAAUCCAGUAACUCCUCACUGGUCAAUCAGCAAGUUGCUGUCUUCUUGUGUGGAUACCUUCAGACCCCUGGCUCAUCUUGUGACAGUCACAGGUCGUUCAUCAUUGCUGCCUAUUAUUGGACACCCUGGAUCAUCUAUUGGUGUAUGGAAACUGGAUCCUGUUACCAGAUCCUUUCCUCUAAAGGGGCUUUUACCAUAUGACAGAGAAAUGCUCGAGCCCCAGAAGGAGCUUCUUCAGUAUGUGAUUGGGCAGCCUUAUUCACGUGACGUGGUCUGCACAUUACUUGGCCUUAACAAACAGCAAAAGCAGCGAUGUCCAGCAUUAGAAGAACUUCUAGUAGAUCUGAUCGUCAUUGCCAUGGAGAAGACUGAAAGUCACCCAACAGGCUUGAAUGAGUCUGGAUGCCAGUUGCUAUGGCACCACCUCUCCAGCCACCUUAUUUUCUUUGUGUUGUUUCAGUUUGCUAGCUUCCCGCACAUGGUUACAGCUCUGUAUGAUAAGCUUCUGGGAAGAACAUUGAAGAAAGGCAGAGAUCAUUUGAUGUGGGUUUUGCUACAGUUUAUUUCUGGUAGUAUUCAGAAAAACCCGCUGAGGGAUUUCAAGCCUGUCUUGAGACUCUUUGAGUUGUUAUACCCUGAAAAUGAGCUUCUUCCAGAGCCAGAUAUCAACAGUCCUGAGUCUGUUCAUUCACUUGCCAUGUCUUGUAUCUGGAUUCAUUUGACUCAGAAGGCAGAGGGAGAAAAGUUGACUAUAAAAUCACCUACUUCACACAUCCUCAAAAAGCAGCUUGAAUUUAUACACGAGUGUUCUAAUGCAAAGUCAACUCCUUAUUCCAUGGGCAACUAUGCUAUUCCUAUUCUCUGCAAUGCUUAUAGUACUAUUCCCACACGAUUCAGUGUUGCCAUGUCUGUCCUUGUGGAGAUGUGUUUUGGGAAUGGAAAGCCAAGUACAGCUCUUCCUGGACCAUCCAAUACUCUUGCUUCUGGUCCUACUGUUCCCUGUCCAAUGAGCUUGUUGGAUUCCUUGACUGUACAUGCUAAAAUGAGUUUGAUCCACAAUAUCUAUUCUCGCAUCAUGAAGAUGGGGGCGACGGGGGCUACUGUGGCUCUUGCUCCUGCUCUAGUAGAAACCUACAGUCGUCUGCUGGUCUACAUGGAGAUAGAAUCUCUGGGAAUCAAAGGAUUUAUUAGUCAACUUCUCCCUACUGUCUUCAAAGGUCAUGCCUGGGGUAUACUACACACAUUAUUAGAGAUGUUCAGCUACCGCCUGCACCACAUCCAGCCAGUCUACCGCGUUACUCUUCUCUCUCAUCUCCAUUCUAUAGCAAGUGUACCUCAUACCAACCAAAAUCAACUCCACCUAUGCGUGGAGAGCACGGCUUUGCGACUGAUAACAGGACUUGGAAGCUCAGAGGUGCAGCCACAGUUAUCGAGAUUCACUUUUGAACCAAAACAAAUUCUCUCAGCAGAGUCUGAAGAAUUGAAUCGAAGUCUUGUGCUGACCAUUGCAAGAGCCAUGCACGUUACAGGAGCCGAGUCCUGUGGCAACUGGUGCGAAGGGAUUCUUAGAACUUUGAUUACUAACACUCCACAUAGCUGGGCUUCUCAUACCCUAGCGUGCUUCCCGCAGCCCCUCCAACAGUUUUACAACCAGAACCCGUGUCCUGUUGAAACCAAACAAGCCCUAAAAACACGAGUAGAGGAUGAAUUUCGUCGAUGGAAAGGAAUGACAUCAGAAAGUGAAAUUCUUACCCAUUUUGGUGAACCUACUUCAUCAAAUGUUUUUAUCUGUAUUUUGUGGAAGAUUCUUCUUGAAUCUGGUAGACUCAGCACAACGUGUCACAAAGUGCUCGAAAGAUUGGGUGCGCGCGCACUUUCCAAUCAUGUGCGUGUCUUUUCUGAUUUCCUUGUCUACGAAUUCUCUGUAUCUGGUGGAGGAAAACACGUGAACAAGUGUAUCCAACAUUUGAAUGAUCUGAUAUGGAAGUACAACGUAGUGACACUAGAUCGUCUUGUGCUGUCUCUGGCUCUUCGCAGCCACGAGGGCAACGAGGCUCAGGUUUGCUUCUUCAUCAUUCAGCUGCUUCUCCUCAAACCUCCAGACUUUAGAACACGAGUAAAUGCUUUUGUUCGCGAGAACUCUCCUUGUCACUGGAUGCAGACUGACUGGYACCAGAAACACAUGGCAUACCAUACGAGUUAUCCAGAACGUUUUUACUACGAAGGUUUGCUGGAGAAUGCAGGCAGCACUGUACCAACUAUUCAGUACUUACCCAUCUACUUUGGAAAUGUCUGCCUCAGGUUUCUUGCAGUUUUUGAUAUCGUAAUUCAUCGUUUUUUGGAGCUCCCUCCAGUAUACAAGUCCUUAGAGAGUUUACUUGAUCAUCUUGGAAGUCUCUACAAAUUCCAUGCUCGGCCAAUCACGUAUUUGUACAACACUCUUCACUACUACGAGAACAGUCUUGAAGGAAAACCUUUGCUCAAGAAGAAACUGGUUAGUGUAGUUAUAGGCGCACAACGCGAUAUCAAACCACCCGACUGGUGUUUGUCUAGAGGUUACCUCGAGUUCCUCAGUUACGAGGAAGCAUCAUGGGUACCAGACCUGUCUUACUACUGUAAUUUGAUUGGUCGACUAGUCGACACAAUUGAAGGCAAGACACCCCCAGCCUUUCCCGAAUGCGACUGGCGCUUUAACGAGUUUCCUAACGCUACUGCACAUGCGCUCUACGUGACCAGCAUGGAGCUAAUGGCGCUGCCUAUCACACCUAAACAAGUGGGUUUUAAUCUGUUUGAUGUGAUCUAUAAGGGAAGCACUACUUACACCAAGACUUCCAUAAGGAAGAACAUCAUGGCGUGGAUUAACGCAGUUGCCCAUGUCAUGACGUCACUUCCGGAUUCCUACUGGAGCGUCAUCUACGAGAAGAUCUGCGAGGUUCUCAGGUCUGACCUGGCAGCACGUGACGUGGCAUCCAAUCCCAUGGUGCUUGACGAAACAGCUAGACCCAGUCCCUUUCCGUACUCGUUCUUUGACUUCUCGGCCAACAUGGCGAUGCACUCGGAGACUCAUGCUGAUUACGUGCUUGCACUGACACAUGGAGUAUGGCAUCAUGCUAGUAUUGGUCAGCUAACGACUAUGCCACAGUUCAUUCGCAGUCGCGUCACACCGCUGGUCAACAAUGAGGCUCAGCUGCUGUACAUCUGCUUCCUGGUUGGUCCAUUUUUGCAGAGGUUCUUCACUGAACGAACACGCUGUCUUCAGGAGAUAGUAAUCGAGUUGUAUCAUCUCCUUGAGAAAGUGGAUCGCGAGUCGCAGCACAUGUACCACAUCGAGACCAUCUGUGACUUCUUAUAUCACAUCAAAUAUAUGUUUAUCGGAGAUCUGGUUCGAGAUGAGGUGCAGAAGAUCAUUCCGAAGCUUCGUCAAUCUCUUCAAGCCAGACUACGCUUCAUGCUGCAGUCUUCGGUAAAACGAGAAGAAACCAAUGAUUAGACGAUUUAGCGUACUAGACCACAACAAAGACUGGUAAAUGGCGGAUGUAGCAGGAACCAAAACCGAAAUUACGGAAAUAAAACCAACAAGUGAAGAUUGGUGACUCAAACGAAGCCAAUAGUAGUUUUCGCAUAUAUGAUUACCGUGCACAUGUACGACCAUACCGUGCCCAUAUGUAACGUACGGUGCCUUGAUGUUGCUUUUAUUAUGCUGAUUGGAUAAGCGGUAUAGAUUGACUUGCUCUGAUUGGAUGUCUACCAUCGUACUGUGACGUGACGUAUGCUGUUAUUUCCCCAUUCAUUUGAAGAACUUUACCAAAACCCUAAAUCAUCGUAUUAGUUACACCCUUAGAGACGAAGAAAACUUGUAGAUAGCUAAUAUUCGUGUAAAUAAACUGAUGCAAAUAUAUUUUAAUUACUGGGAUACCUGUGGUGACCCGUCGUAAAAUACGCAAUAGUAUCCAGGGGUCUUCAGAACCUUAACCAAGAGAACUUACUUUGCGCGUAUUUGCAAUCCCGGUGGAGUCUGAUCAAUUAGCAUAUGCCAGCUGUCAAUCAAUGCCACUAUGUUCCAAACUGAGUAACAGUGGACGGAGCUAGCUUAUCACGUGACAGAAGUGAAUGUCUACGCAUGCUAUAUUUCGUUGACUGCUGUAAUUCAAGACAACCGCGCUAUAAAUAUAAAUUUUCUCGUAAACAAAACGAGGAUUUCUAAAGCUUUUCAAAUGUCAUGAUGAAGCUGUUCAAAGUAGUAAUCGAAGGUCAUUAACAUAAGGGAUAAAUGGUUUGGCUUUAAAGAAUACUACACUGAAUAAAUAUGAGCCGCACAUAGAA
Messenger RNA from Actinia tenebrosa (Australian red waratah sea anemone), 5039 nucleotides. Its product is annotated as mediator of RNA polymerase II transcription subunit 23. Gene Ontology annotation, cellular component: mediator complex; transcription regulator complex. NCBI's taxonomy places the organism in Eukaryota, Metazoa, Cnidaria, Anthozoa, Actiniaria, Actiniidae. Gene Ontology annotation, biological process: regulation of transcription by RNA polymerase II; positive regulation of gene expression. The record is from RefSeq and is a predicted model, not a curated record.